AGCGUCCCUUGAGCCAGGACCACACAGCUGUGCCCAGCCCUGUGCGGCUUCUCCCAGCCCUGGGGGACCCCUGGGGCCCUGCCCUUAUUCCUCAAGACCAGGACAGCUGCUGCCUCUGAUCACAAUGAACAUCAUUCUCUCCAGGGACAGUCAGGUGCGGGUGAUGGAGGACAUGGUGACCAAUGCUGAGAAGUCCUUCGGCCAGUUCUGCUCACUGCUGGCCGCCUACACCCGCAAGACAGCCCGGCUGCGUGACAAGGCCGACCAGCUGGUCAAACAGCUCAUCAACUUCGCCAAUACGGAGAACCCAGAGAUGCGGGCCACUCUGAGGAACUUCGCUGAGGACUUGGCCAAAGUGCAAGAUUACAGGCAAGCUGAGGUAGAGAGGCUGGAGACCAAGGUCGUCAACCCCCUGAAGUUCUAUGGGGUGCAAAUAAAGCAGACCCGGGCUGAGAUCAAGAAAUUCAAAAGUGUCCGGAACAAUGAGAUCAAACAACUGGAAAAACUGGAGAAACUGAGGCAGAAAUCCCCCUCGGAUAGACAGACCAUCUCUCAGGCAGAGACCAGUGUGCAGAGGGCCUCAGUGGAUGCCAGCCGCACCUCCCACCAGCUGGAGGAGACAGUGGACACCUUCCAGAAGCAGAAGCUGAAGGACAUUCAGAAAAUUUUUUCGGACUUUGUGACCAUUGAGAUGGUCUUCCAUGCCAAAGCAGUGGAGGUGUAUUCCAGUGCCUUCCAGACUCUGGAGAGCUAUGACCUGGAGAAAGAUCUGGAGGAUUUUAGAGCCAAGAUGCACGGAGUUUAUGGGCGUCACGAUGCUCGGCCACCACUCACGGACACCACCCUGUCCCCAGCUCUCCCAUGGUCUCUUGCCCGGAGUGCUCAGAGCACCAUACAGAGCCAGAGAAAGGAAGCAGUGAAUGAGGAUGACUCUGCCGAGGAGGACCCCGUGGAGGACCUCAGGGGACGGGCACAGGGGCCCCAUCAGUAGGACGAGAACCCCCAGUCGGGAGGUGGGGCUCACACUGGACCCUCACAGGCUCUGUUGUGUGCAAGUCAUGUGUUUUCUGAGUCCCGGUUUCCUCAUCUGUACAACAGGGAACGUAUUCCUUGGCUCACAGGCUGCCCUGGGGACCAAGGUGCCCAGCAGGUGCUCAGUAAACAUGGGUACCUCUCA
Cervus elaphus (red deer) is the source of this 1177-nucleotide messenger RNA. RefSeq names its product CBY1 interacting BAR domain containing 2 (gene CIBAR2). The transcript has 9 exons. The record is from RefSeq and is a predicted model, not a curated record. Bases 125 to 991 code for a protein of 288 amino acids. Gene Ontology annotation, cellular component: ciliary basal body; ciliary transition zone. Lineage: Eukaryota; Metazoa; Chordata; Mammalia; Artiodactyla; Cervidae. Gene Ontology annotation, biological process: cilium assembly.